Molecule: messenger RNA, 1749 nt
Organism: Alternaria novae-zelandiae
Lineage: Eukaryota; Fungi; Ascomycota; Dothideomycetes; Pleosporales; Pleosporaceae
Exons: 1
Coding region: 1-1749 (582 amino acids)
Biological process (GO): DNA damage response
Cellular component (GO): nucleus
Molecular function (GO): histone H3K56 acetyltransferase activity
Source: RefSeq, a predicted model, not a curated record
AUGACGAGCGCUGGGGUUUCCAGGCCGCUGAAAGAGUUACUCGCCGAACAACUGCCCAAAGACGUGCCCAUCACCUUCUACCACUACUCAACACCGCCCUCCAAGUCCUCCGCCCUCUUCUCCGCGCCGCCCCAUGGCAAGUCCGAACGAACAUACUGCGAAUCGCAGACCUUGGCAGCGUCGAUAGUUCCAAAAGAUGGAGCAGCCUCGGAACUGCCCGAGGAGCUUCUUAUAUUGGCAAUUGAAGUCUUGAUCUACACCACGCGAAACCUCACGACCAUCUUCGUCUCCAAAGCCGACUCGACAGGUUAUAUAUCCGAACUACAAUUACCGCGAGCCCAGUCUGCGUCACCUCUGAAAGCCAUUUGUGGAACCUUUGUAUCCUGGCUAGCACGAGAACGACAGAGGGAAGGGAAGAAGCUGGUAGUGUCUCUCUUCGCCAGGGCACAGGAUCAAUACCUGUUUCCGGCAAGCAUCGAGAACAAGAACAAGCAUGUGCUAGAUGACAGAGGCUUGGUGAAGUGGUGGUGCAGAGUGCUCGAUCCCAUCAUAUGGGAGUACAAGGCUGAAGGAGAGCGGAAGCCCUUCACCGAACGGCUGGUUGACGGUUCGAAGGCGGACAGCACGUCAGUCCAAUCAGAGUCCACGGCUAAAGGCUACUUGGUGAUACCGGGCUUCGAGCCAUACGACACGCUGCGAUACAUUCCUCCACCUCCCGUCUCGAAUACCCCGCGACGCUGGGUGGCCACCCACCCGCUGCUACAAAUCGCUCCCUAUCCUGCCGCUCCACCGCGCUGCCUCGUACCACACUUUCCAGACGAUCCGAAAGCCAGAUUUCUUGACGAACUGGACGAAGAACUUCCCGAUCGGGGUACCGAUGCCAUGGUAGUAGAUGGAGGCACACCUUCGAGAAGCAAUGGGCACUGGAAGAGCGUCAAGACACUUGACCAGUUUUGGGAAUUCAUGGCCUUCAGGCAAGAGUGCUCAUCAGGGCGUAUAGUGGGCUUCAUAUGGGUUGUCAUAACACCACCCAAGCCUUCGAUACCCGAAGAAGACGAGGACAUGCCUUCGCAGCAAUCAGCGUCGCAGUCGUUCUCACAGCUUGAAUCGCAAGAGAACAUGUCCAGUCCAAAACGGAAGAAGGCUAGUCGACGCAGGCAAGAGGCUAAAACUAGGUAUGGACCAAUUCCCCUGGUUCUGCCAAAGAUCAAGAACAGCUCUUCAAACUUAUCGACGGCAUCCAACGUCUCUUCGAGCUCCGCCAAGAACCUUCCCGAGAACAGUCCAUACUGGAAAUGGCCCGCUUCCUCACGUGGCACCAUCUGCUUUUCGCUUAAGAACUAUGACCGCGCACAUGAGGUCCUUUUGCAACAGAGUUUCGCAAACCGAAAGGCAGCAGCACGAAGUACGAGGAAGUGGAAAGAGGAAAUUGCUGUUCUCGGGGGCAUGGACGAUUGGAGCUUCACAGUCAAGGGGAUAAAGGAGUAUGUAGCUCCAUUAAAACCUUCGGAUGCAACAAACGGCGUGACACCUACUAUGGUCAUGGGUGUGCGAAAGAAGAGGAAACCCGAUACCCCAUCAGAAGCGGCUGUUGGCGCAGAAAAGCCUGCAGAGUCCGCGCAAAUACUAGGAGAAGGCACAGUCAGGAAGAAGGCAAAGCUAGAACCCACACCCAUUACUAAUGCAAGCGCUGCAAAUGGGGUGAACACUUUGACAGCAGGCCUGGUGCGUAAGAAGCCGAAAACUUGA